GUUACUUGUCAUUGCUUAAUGGCUGCGCCCUUGCAUUGGUUUUGUUUAUGUUUUCUGUAGUUACGGUUAACACAUGGCUUAGUACAUAACGGUUGUUAUAAUCAGGAGAGAAGAAAGUAUUUUUUCGAACAUUGAUACACUUGUCUAUGAUAAUGGUAUAAAAUGGAUGCCAAAGAAAUAAAAGCUCUUUUAAAGGAAGCAAGGGAAGCAAUCAAGAACAAGGAUCAUAAAACUGCCUUAAAACAUUGCAAGACAGUGUUGAAGUACGACAGGAACAACUAUCAUGGCCUGGUUCUGUUCGGAGUAUCCCUGCAAGAGUCCGACCAGCGAGACCAGGCCCCCAAAGCCUUCAGGAAGGCCAUCGAGGCAGCCCCCAAGCAGAUUCUGGCGUGGCAGGGUCUGGCGUCUUUCUAUGAAAAAGAAAACUCAGAAGAAGGGCAGAAAGAACUUCUUUCAGUUUAUCAGCAACUUUUGAUUCUCGAGAGUGAUCUGGGAAAAUUCACAGACAUUUGUAACAAGUUGGCUGUACUGUCAGUGAAACUGAACACCAUAGACGAGUUUGUUAAGAUACUCUCGCACGACACAGUGGCAGCGACUCCGGAGCGGCAAAGUGUUGUGUGGAAAACUGUCUCCUUGGUUCUUGCGCAGCUAAGAGACCUGCCUGAUAAUUUAUCGGAGGUGUUGGAGCUGUACCUGCGGAAUGUAUUAAAGAGUUGCGAGGACGGCGAGCGGGAGGAGUAUUACAAGAAGUACCUGAAAGUGCUCUACAAGCGCAAGAAGUACGAGGUGUUGAGGCAGGAGGCGACGAAGAUGCACAGCCUGUGCGCGGACAGUGUGUACCCGCUGGAGUGGGUGUGCAAAGUGUACAGCGAGGAGGUGGCCCGGGGGCAGGACAGCCCGAGCGCGAUGGGGGGCGUGGCGCGGGCUUUCUGUAACAAGCUGGCCGAGUCACAGCCGGGAGCGGGCAUGGCUCUCGUGGCCCGCGGGGCACUGCUCCUGGCCGAUGGGGACCCUGUGGCAGCCCGGGACUCCUUGCAGACAGCGGUGUCGAGUAUGCCACACAUGUGGAGCAGCUGGCUGCUAAUGGGACAGUGCCUCCUGAGGCUGUACGACUACUCAGGGGCCGAGCAACACUUGUCGGAAGCCCGGAAGCUGAUAUCCAAACAGAGUGACGAGGGACUGUACAAAAAAGGGUGUGCCCUGCUAAUAAGGGCUCUCGCGAUGCAAGACGAUGCAGACAAGAGAAAAGAAGCAGUGGAGCUGGGGCAGCAAGUGCUGUCGGAAGACCCCGGCAACGUGGACGUGCUGACAAGCGUAGCGAGGGCGCUCAUCGCCCUCGGCGACAUCCCCGGGGUGAAGCGGUGCGUGGCGGCAGUCAGCGAGCUGGGGCAGAGACGGCUGGUGGCCUACCUCGGCGCGCUGCUCCUGGAAAGCUGCGGAAGGCACGAGCAGGCAGUGGAGAAGAUGAAUGUGGCCGUGACGGAGGACCCUGGCAGCGCGGAGCUGUGGCUGGAGCUGGGCCUCAUGCACUGGCGCCACGGCGACCACCACCUCAGCCUCAUGGCGCUGCUCAAGGCCACCAAGUUGGACCCAAAUUGCUACAUUUGUUACUUGUACUUGGGACACCACUACAAACAUGGAGACAGUGAUCUAGACAAAGCUCGUAGAUGCUACCAGAAGGCAUUCCAGCUGAAUCCUAGCAGCAUGGAGGCUGGAGAAUCUCUCAGUGACAUCUAUAGGCAACAGAAGAACUACGAGGCGAACUUGCAGCUGCUGACGUACGUGACCCAGCAGACGGGGUACGCCGGGGCGAGGUGGGCUUGGCUCAGGCUCGGCCUGCACCACACAGAGCUCGGCAACCACCAGGAGGCCAUCGACAGCCUCAGAAUCGCCAUCAGAACCAAUCCCAACGACAGCCACUACUGGGAGAGUUUAGCUGAUGCCUAUUACGCUCGGGGAGCAUACACGGCAUCUCUGAAGUCGUACCAACGAGCGGUGGAGCUGAGUCCGGAGGCCGUCUACCCAGCGUAUCAAAUUGCAGCUAUCAAUCAGAUAAUAGGUCUGUACAACGAGUCAGUUGAGCAGUUCAAAGCUCUGGUGGCGAGCAACCCAGACUAUGUCCCGGCGCUGAAAGGGCUGGGAGAAGCAUGCUUAUGCAUGGCUAGGAACUACAGGAGCCGCCAGUUGCUCGGCUGCUGCAUGGACAGCUGCCAGGAAGCCUUCGAUGCCAUAGAGAGAGCGGUGGAGCAGCGGCGCGACCUGUCCUCCUUGUGGAAGCUGCUGGGGAACAUCUGCUCGCUCGCCUCCCAGCUGCCCGACGCGGUCUGCGGCCUGUCUGCGCACGCGUGGCUCGUUCAGCCAGACCCUGGCGACCCCGCGCGGAAGGUGUCCUUGCUGAGGGGCUCCGUGUUCCAGCUGGCAACCAGGUGCUACCACAGGGCACUCGCGCUGUCCCAGGACAACAACCUCCUGUGGCACGACCUGGCCAUCUCGCACAACCUCCACGCCGACCACUGCUCGGAGCCGGAGCCGAGACGCAGCUCGAGGGAGAGGGCGCUGGCCGCCGCCAAGAAGUCUGUGCUGCUCGGCCCACGCAACUGGCGGCACUGGGACCUGGUGGGCGUCGUCGCCACUUCCACAGAAAUAAAAAACUACAGCCUUGCUCAACAUGCCUUCAUUAAGUCAGUGCAGCUUGAAAACAACAACCCGGUCUCCUGGACGAAUCUGGGCGUGUUGUACUUGUGUCUGAAUGAACUGAAACUUGCCAAUGAAUCAUUCAAUACAGCACAGCGCAUUGAGCCAGCGUACAUUGAAAGCUGGAUUGGACAGGCACUUCUGGCGGAAAUGGUUCACAGCGAAGACACGAUGGACCUGUUCCGGCACACCACGCAACUGGGCGUGCACACAGAGAGCUGCUUGGGCUAUGCACACUGGGUGUGCACCACCUUAAUGUCUACCACUGACAGACAUGACCCUCGCUAUGUGUAUGGCAUCGAGAAGAUGUUUGCCAUCCCAGUGGCGGCGGAUGCCAUGACGUGGUACACAGCUGUUGUCUGUGACAACCCUUGUGCGUUCAACAUGCUGGGGCUGCUUCUGGAACGCCAGAAGUUGUACGGCGGAGCAGCUCGAGCGUUCGAGAAAGCUCUGGGCUUGCUGGCGUCAAAAGACGAGGUCAGCUUGCAAGACCAAGUGCUGGAGAACCACGGGCGCGUGCUCGUACAAUUGCAGAAGUACGAUGAGGCUAUUCGCUCGUAUCAGCAGAUCAAGCAGGCCAGUUUCCACUCCCAGUGCAGCUUAGCUGUAGCUUUUUUUAAGGCUGAAAAAUACGAAGACUCAUACAUAACUUACGAAACAGCACUAGAAUGGUUGGCUCCUGAUGAUGGUGCCAAAUCUCAUGUGCUAGUUGCCAUGGCAGCAAUGACAUAUUUGUUCCAAGGAGUGGAAGAUUGUAAAAUUCUGCUAUUUCAGUGUAUCCAGCUGAAGCCACCAUCGGUGCAAGGGCUGUUCGCUUCCUGUGCACUGGGCAUGCUGCACGGAGACCUCAACUUGUCCGAACUGACGCUGAAAGAGCUCCUGCAGUACAAAGAUAACCCCGAAUUCGUCGCUCACAUCGCCGUUUUCAAAGCCUACAUUUAUUUCCUUCAGGAUCAGAGCCGCAAAGUGGAAUCAAUCCGCAGCUUUAACAACACUGUCCAUCGCCAUCCAGGUAUUCCAUCCCUGUGGCUGUCUUUAGCUCUCUUGCUUCUGCUUCUGGAACCCAGCAAGAAGGCAGAAGCCGCUGGGAGAUGUGCCCAAGUAGCUAUGGUUGGAGGCAGAAGUACCAUGGAUGUGACAAAGGUGAUGUCCCUAGUCAGCUUGAGCCACUUACUGUCGGGGAAAGCCACAGCAAGUCUCCGCAGCUCCCAGAAAGCUGUUCACAUGUUUCCUGACAUCCCAGAGAACUGGGUGGUGCUUAUAGCUUCUUUCUUGCCGUACUGCGUGCACUCACACUCGGCACAGAGCACACUCUGGCUCAAACAGCUCAUAAGCCACGUUCGGCGCAAGCUCGAGUCAUCUCGGCAAACGGCAAAGUGGCUCAGCAACUAUGAGCGCAAAGUUACCAUGCUAGCAGAUGAGUGCAAGAAACAGGAGCCAUGACCAUUUUAUGAUCUUAUAUUUCACGUGAGAGUUUUAUUUUGUUAAAUUAUGUUUUAUAAUUAAACUACUUUGAAGUGGUCGCCGUGAUAAAGUAUUCUCGAUGAAAAUAAUUUUUUAAUUAAUUAAAAGGAAAGAUGCUGUCCUUAGCAUGAAUAAGACAGUUUGUUGUAAAACUGAUCUGAUUAUUUUGUGCAAAAUUUUGUUUUGUGUGUAACAAAUAAUAAUCCAACUAACUGCAUACAAAAAAAUAUUGAGUUGUCUGUAUGUUCUUUAUUGAUCUCCAUAAUUUGAUAUCAAUUUGUUAAUGGAGCUAAAGGAAAGUUGUGUUGAUAUCAUGCAAGUAUGUAUACAAGAAAACAUCUGUUAUUUUGUCCCCAACCAUGCCUAAAGACAAUAGUAUUCCAGUUUACAGUUAGUGUUUAGAGAAGGUCCGUCCACCACGUUCUGCAUUCCGGCUGCUAGAAUGUUGAGUACAAUUUUUUGUAUGAUCCUGCAAAUGCAGACUACAAAACUUGUUUUAAGACAAAAGAGAAAACUGAGCAAAUAGGAUUAGCUUUGAAGGUAAAAAGUAAAUGUUGUUUUUAUUUUUAUUAUUUUGAUAGUCAUAAUUUUUUUUUUUAUGACAUUUACAUUCAUUAACAGUGGAAUGUCAAUAUAAUGUAGAAAGUACCUGACUUUGAAGAUCAUAUUUUGGAUUGCUAAUAUUGCCAAAAAUGUUUUAAGUUUAGUAACAGUUUAGUAUAAAGUAAUUUAACUAUUGUAUUUACCCAUAGAAGAGUUUCCCCUGCGUAUGGGUCAUGGAUUGCAGCUAUAAUUUGAGUCAUAAAAAUAUAAGUAUGAGUUGCACCAUAUAUAUGUCUGUAGUACAAGUGAAGUCUUUGUUCCUGUCUCAGCUUAUUUGUGCAAGGAACUGGUGUUAACCCUCUGCCCUCUUUUUGUCUGCUUUGAGUGCUACUUCAUUACUGUUUAGAAGGGAGUGAGGUGGCGUCAUUCUGCCCCUACUUUUCUCCGCCUCACCCUACUGAUUUACGACCCCUCCUAAUAACAAAAGAUAGGCUGUGGGUCCCUUGUAUUUAAAAAAAAAAAAAAAAACAGUCCUCUUCCACAAUAGAAAAAAAAAACCAGCAAGCUACCCUUUCUUGUCAGUUUCUUAUGUACAAACUAGCAUGCAUGUUACAGUCGGCAAGAAAUUUGUGGGGGAGCUGGAACGUAAAAGGCUUUCAAAGCAAGGAUGGUAGCCGUAGUUUUGUCAUGGAAUGUUGCAUUUGAAAGCUGAGGAAUCUUAAGCAAAAAAUAAAAUUAAUAAUGUCGGGUCAUGGUUGCGCCUUAAAAAACUGUCAAAAUAGACACGUGGACAUUAUGCCAGUUCACGACAUUUACAAGUGUGGGAUGAAGGAGUGUGGGAAGGGGAACCAUCACACCACUACAUGGCUUCACGCACUCACAGACGCGCACACACACAAACUAACUGGUUUAUUUUUAAGAUAUAUGCCCUCCAGCCGAAUGCCAGCCCAGCAAGUCACGUCACUUCCCGACACGGCGGCGGCCGGGCGACUGGCGCGCGGGCAGACAUAGCACAAUGACGCCAUUCAUAGUGCCUUUUCACGUGCUGCUCAGAUAUUUUAACUGAAAAAUUUAUACGUACUCGUAACAUACUUAUUAAAACACAGGAGGGUUAUUUACAACCAUAGUAUUCAGCACCAUGUGCAUAGGUUGCUGCUGUUUACAGCUACAUCCUGUAUGCUGCAAGAUACCUCAUUCUGUGCACCUGGACGUUAAGCGAUGCAACAGGAAAAAUCCUCAUACUACAAAAAAAAUAUAUUAUAUUUCAGCUUCCAUUCAAUUAAAAAAAUGUUUAGAUCUAAACUACUGAAAUAAGUGUGAUUUACUUUAAAAAAAGAUCAGUUUUAAUUUUUCGUAGUUGAUUUUGCUAACACUUUUUCACGUUCUACAAUUUUUUUGGGAACUCUUCAGGCUCUCUGAACCAAAUCAGGAUAUUCUAUUACUAUUUACCGGACUAUUUAAUUCAAAUGCGUAAACAUUUGCCUCAUAAUUCCUUUAACACCCGCACAAAGGAGGGAGAAGAGGUAAAAAUGGAAUCUGAAGUUAAUUUUUUUUUCUCUUCAUAAAUUGGUUAAAUAACUUACAGUGCACUCAUCAUAGCACAGUAGAUGAAAAUUUUUGAGUAUCCACUGGCAAACUUACGCUUAGUUUGCUCUUUCCUGCGCCAAUAUGUAAGGGUGAAUCCAAAGGGGAAGCACAGGGGCAUGUGAUUCCCCAUCCCCUCCCCAGAAAGAGUAGAAAUUAAAUGGAUAAAAAGGCUUCGGAAAGAGAAUUUAGACCAUUUUUAUAUAUAUUAAAUACUUAUCAAAGAUGGAUAUAUAACUAUUAAUAACUUAGUCUGGAUAUAAUAUCAAGACUGACUAAGUAGAGACCGGAAAAAUUCGCGAAUUCAUUUCGUAAUAGGCUAAUAUACAAAUAGUUAUACCGCAGUGCUGCCUCUGCUAUUGGCUCUUAACUCACCUGGAUGACUCUGGGCCAAUGAGAAACACCCGACCAAAGCUUUAUCAAAUCACAGGCUGCUAUGUUGGGACAUCUUACAAUACAGCAGCCAAUGAGUGGGUGACAUUUGACGGAGUGUACAUAGAACUAUGGAGUCCAUCCUGCAGAUCAUUGAACCCGCGAAUUUUUACGGUCCCUAGUUAUUAGUAUCUAGAUAUUAAGUCUAGUUUCCCUGAUUUUAUUGGGGAGAGGACGCUCAGGUUUCCAUUGUCCCUCCCAGAAGUCAGUCCUGUGUCCGGCCCUGCCAACAUGCUGAAUUCCUGACAUUGUCUACUUUUAGCCCUCAGUGACGCUACUCAUAAUCAAUUAAUUAGUUUAGUUCAUUUAGGGGCAGCAAUCAUUUGUGUAAUUUUUCCUUUGUUAAAUUAAUAUUUUUAAUUUUGCAAAUUGGAAUUUUUGCAAAUUUUUUUUUGGUUACUUUUCUUGCAGAAACUUUAACCCUGGAGUGCAUUUGCAGCUUUACUUCUAGAGUUAUGUGUUUGUACUGUAUAAAUUUAAGUAGAAAAUCAGCAUGUACAUAAACAUUGAAUAUUUUUAGAAAUAAACACAGUGUCCAAUUAGCUACUGUUAUAGCGCGAUAACUGAGUGAACUAUAUACGAUAACGAUUAUAGAUGCCAUUAUAAUACAACAAUUUAACGGUGAGGCUACACCAUAGUACUACUCACCGCCAUGAUGAAACAUACGACUGUCUUCCGGCUGGAAGUCCAGGGCUGCCAACUAUUGGCAGAUGAUGCUGAAUAAUGGUUGCCACUACACAGCAGCGCGGGAAAUAAAAACUUGAAGUAUUCAGAGACUUCUCAGAAGCACUGAUUACGUUGAGGUCUAAUCAAUGUUACUAACAGAAAAUUACACACACUAAUAUACAGUCUGAACAGCUACAGUUACAAUAUUUGCAAAUAUCUAUUUGUAUGACCAA
Molecule: messenger RNA, 7616 nt
Organism: Bacillus rossius redtenbacheri
Lineage: Eukaryota; Metazoa; Arthropoda; Insecta; Phasmatodea; Bacillidae
Product: superkiller complex protein 3
Exons: 20
Coding region: 163-4137 (1324 amino acids)
Cellular component (GO): Ski complex
Molecular function (GO): protein binding
Source: RefSeq, a predicted model, not a curated record